Messenger RNA from Schizosaccharomyces osmophilus, 1611 nucleotides. It is a transcript of the gene tfg1, whose product is annotated as transcription factor TFIIF complex alpha subunit Tfg1. Bases 1 to 1611 code for a protein of 536 amino acids. Gene Ontology annotation, cellular component: nucleus; transcription factor TFIIF complex. The record is from RefSeq and is a predicted model, not a curated record. Gene Ontology annotation, biological process: positive regulation of transcription elongation by RNA polymerase II; transcription initiation at RNA polymerase II promoter. The transcript is spliced from 3 exons. Lineage: Eukaryota; Fungi; Ascomycota; Schizosaccharomycetes; Schizosaccharomycetales; Schizosaccharomycetaceae. Gene Ontology annotation, molecular function: TFIIF-class transcription factor complex binding; RNA polymerase II general transcription initiation factor activity; DNA binding.
AUGGACCUGAAAGAUACCAAACCCUUUUCGAAUGUUAAGCAGGAACCUACAGAUGUGAAAGAACCCAAAGUAGAAGAGAAACCUGCUCAAGAUGCAGCUACUCCACAAAAUCAACAAAAGUUUUUGGAUUUCCAACUUUCCUGGUGUCCUAAAAAUGAAAGAAAAACUACAAACCACCAUUUAUUAAAAUUCCAUUCCAAUAAAACCAUUGAUCCUCUGAAAACAUUCGUGCCACCCAUCAAGAUGCAAAGAAGAGAUCCCCAUGCCUCUUCUUCAUCAAACAAUGAACAGCAAUCUGCCGAGCCUGGUACUUCUAGUAACAUGGAUGCAUCUUCUAUUGCUCCUUACGGAGGAGCUCAAAACAUGAAGCAGAAUGCUUUCAAACGAAAGACCCGCCAAGUUGUCAAGGUGGAUCCACAAGUCCGCAGACUUCAAGAGGAAGAAUUGUCGCCGUGGAUUAUGGAAGACUUUGAAGGAAAAAACACAUGGGUUAGCACUAUGGAGGGAGGUCAAUCCUCUGCUUAUGUCUUAUUUAUGUUUUCUGAGAAUGGAUUUAAGGUCAUUCCAGCUGAUCGUUUCUAUCGGUUCAAUCAGCGUAGUAACUUUCAGACCCUCUCUAUAGAUGAAGCAGAGGCCAAGAUGAACAAAAAGACACCCAUUCCUCGCUGGUUUAUGAAAAAGGAUAAUAAUGAAGAAGGGGGGUCUUCGGAGGGCGCUGCUUCGCCUAUGUAUCAUCUCAAAACUGUUCCGAAUGCUCGUACCGUUUCUGGUCCUAGGACAACGGGAAGUGAUGAUGAAUUAGAUUUUGAUGAAGAGUUUGCAGACGACGAAGAGGCACCCAUUGUCGAAGGAAACGAGGAGGAUAAUAAACAAUUGGAAGAGAAAAUGAAGAAAGAAAUGCUUACUGCCAAUCUAUUCGGUGAGGCUGAAGAGCCUAACUUCGAAGAGGAACAAGAGCGCCAGAUAUCUCACGAAGGCAAAAAGCUUCAACGUUAUCUCAAAUUACUCGAGAAAAAUUUGGCGUAUGAAAGUGAUGAAGAAGAUGAGAAUCCCUAUGCUUCACCCAAUGAGGCUAGUAGUGAAGAAGAGGUACUUAAAGAAGAAGAAGAGUUACAGAAGCGUGAAGAAAAGGUUAAAUCUCGUUUUUCAGCUUCCAAAGCUACUACACCCAAACCCACUGGUACCCCGAGUGCCAACUUGAGCCCUCAACAUCCAGUUUCCCAACUCAGUUCGCCUUCGCAAUCGUUUGUACAAUCUAAACCUUCAGAGCCUAUUGUUAAAGGUCCCGGAUAUGUUGUUUUUCGAAUCUCGAGCGAAAAGCUCUCCCAGUUUGCUUCUGACUUUCCUCCUCUUCAUCCUAAAAUUGUUGCUACUCCUUCGUCGGAAGCGAUUGUUGGAGCGGACGGGGGAGCUAAUGUUAAUACGGACGAUUCUAAUCUUAUUACUGAUGCUGAAGUCAUACAAGCUCUCAAGAGUGGACCUAUCACUAUUAAAGAUUUGAUUCAUCUAUUUCACGCCAAAUUCAAGGCAGACACCAGAAAUCGUACGGUCAUUCAGAAAGUUAUUCGAAAAGUUGCCAGAUUUGAAAACAAAUUGUUGGUUUUGAAAUGA